GCCCCUGUGUGUGCCUGUACCCAUAUGUUUUGCCCCUGUGUGUGCCUGUUCCCAUAUGUUUUGCCCCUGUGUGUGCCUGUACCCACAUGUUUUGCCCCUGUGUCUGUACCCAUAUGUUUUGCCCCUGUGUGUACCUGUACCCAUAUUUUUUGCCCGUGUCUCUACCCAUGUUUUGCCCCGUGUGUGCCUGUUCUCAUAUGUUUUGCCCCUGUGUGUGUCUGUAUCCAUAUGUUUUGCCCCUGUGCCUGUACCCAUAUGUUUUGCCCCUGUGUCUGUACCCGUAUGUUUUGCCUCCUGUGUGUACCUGUACCCAUAUGUUUUGCCCCCUGUCUGUACCUGUUCCCAUAUGUUUUGCCCCUUUGUGCCUGUACCCGUAUGUUUUGCCCCUGUGUCUGUACCUGUACCCAUAUGUUUUGCCCCUGUGUAUGCCUGUACCCAUAUGUUUUGCCCCUGUGUGUGCCUGUUUCCAUAUGUUUUGCCCCUUUGUGCCUGUUCCCAUAUGUUUUGCCCCUAUGUAUGCCUGUACCCAUAUGUUUUGCCCCUGUGUGUGCCUGUUCCCAUAUGUUUUGCCCCUGUGUGUGCCUGUUCCCAUAUGUUUUGCCCCUGUGUAUGCCUGUACCCAUAUGUUUUGCCCCCUGUCUGUACCUGUUCCGAUAUGUUUUGCCCCUUUGUGCCUGUACCCGUAUGUUUUGCCCCUGUGUGUGCCUGUACCCGGAUGUUUUGCCCGUGUGUACCUGUACCCAUAUUUUUUUUCCUGUGUCUGUACCCAUGUUUUGCCCCUGUGUGUGCCUGUACCCAUAUGUUUUGCCCUGUGUGUGCCUGUACCCAUAUGUUUUGCCCUGUGUGUGCCUGUACCCAUAUGUUUUGCCCGUGUGCCUAUACCCAUAUUUUUUGGCCGUGUGUGCCUAUACCCAUAUUUUUUGCCCGUGUGUGCCUAUACCCAUAUUUUUUGCCCGUGUGUGCCUGUACCCGUAUGUUUUGCCCCUGUGUGUGCCUGUACCCGUAUGUUUUGCCCCUGUGUGUGCCUGUACCCGUAUGUUUUGCCCCUGUGUGUGCCUGUACCCAUAUGUUUUGUCCCUGUGUGUGCCUCUACCCGUAUGUUUUGCCCCUGUGUGUACCUGUACCCAUAUUUUUUGCCCCUGUGUCUCUACCCAUGUUUUGCCCCGUGUGUGCCUGUUCUCAUAUGUUUUGCCCCUGUGUCUGCCUGUACUCGUAUGUUUCACCCCUGUGUCUGUACCCAUAUGUUUUGCCCGUGUGUGCCUGUACCCGUAUGUUUUGCCCGUGUGUGCCUGUUCCCAUGUUUCGCCCCUGUGUCUGUACCCAUAUGUUUUGCCCGUGUGUACCUGUACCCAUAUGUUUUACCUCCUGUGUGUACCUGUACCCAUAUGUUUUGCCCCCUGUCUGUACCUGUACCCAUAUUUUUUUGCCCCUUGUGUCUGUACCCAUGUUUUUCCCCUGUGUGGGCCUGUACCUGUAUGUUUUGCCCCUGUGUGUGCCUGUACCCGUAUGUUUUGCCCCUGUGUCUGUACCCAUGUUUUGCCCAGUGUGUGCCUGUACCCAAAUGUUUUGGACCUGUGCCUGAGCCAUUCUGUUCUCUCCCCACGCUGCUUCGUGCCACACUUUUUACUGUUAUAUGUAAAAACCUAAGUCAACAGAUGACUAGAGGUGUAAGUAAGUGAACCCAUAACACUUAGCAGUGAGAAACCUCAUUGACUGGUAAGUGCACAACUCAUUGCCUGGUUUGGGUGUUGGAUAAAUGGCUGAUGGGUGUGAAAUUAUGUCCUAGACCUAAAGUUGGCCAUACACAUGGGACCUCUCCGGCAAUGUGCCCCACCUGUAAAGAUAGCAAAUACAGGGGCAAAUAAUCUGCCACAUUGAGCUGAUAAACCCAACCUCAAGUGUCCCGGAGACGCUGCUUUCACCGCAGAGACUUGGACCCAUAUAUACACCUACUGCCUAUAUCUCAGCACCAUCACCCCACGUGAGGGUAACUGGGCCAUCAGCUAGCCCUGAAAUAUUACACAAGAGAGUGCCCCUCUGUUUUUGCUUUCUUCCUCCCUCCUUCCAAUUCAGCUGAUAAAACCCAGUUCUGUUUUUUUAGCUGACCAUUGAAAAAAUCCAGGAAAGCCGAUCACGUUUUCUGCAGAGCAAAGUGUGAUGUCAUCCAUCAUCAACAGUCACCUGUAUUUAAUUUACAGACAGUGGUUGGGUGAAAUUGCCAAAAUUGUCCAUGUUGGCCAACCAUUAUCUUGUGUAUGGCAAGCUUUAGAAUUGUUAAUCACAUUGAGAAAGCAAAAUGGAUGUGUUGGUGUAAAGAGAGGUAGGAUGUUGGUUAGGUGUAGAGAGGUUGGAUGUUCGGUGGGUGUAGAGAAGUUUGAUGUUGGGUGGGUGUAGAGAGGUUGGAUAUUUGGGUGUAGAGAGGUUGGAUGUUUGGGUGUAGAGAGGUUGGAUGUUGGUUAGGUGUAGAGAGGUUGGAUGUUG
Molecule: messenger RNA, 2481 nt
Organism: Hyla sarda
Lineage: Eukaryota; Metazoa; Chordata; Amphibia; Anura; Hylidae
Product: keratin-associated protein 10-7-like
Exons: 2
Coding region: 87-1679 (530 amino acids)
Source: RefSeq, a predicted model, not a curated record